Messenger RNA from Penicillium digitatum Pd1, 657 nucleotides. Its product is annotated as ankyrin repeat protein. Gene Ontology annotation, molecular function: protein binding. The record is from RefSeq and is a predicted model, not a curated record. Lineage: Eukaryota; Fungi; Ascomycota; Eurotiomycetes; Eurotiales; Aspergillaceae.
AUGGCCCAAAAUCCUUACCUUCUGGCCUGCGACAACCCAACGGCCCUGCUGGCCCUGCUGCGAUCCAACCCCUCGAUCGCAUCCAGCCAAGAUGAGUCUGGAUACUCACUGCUGCACGCCGCAGCCUCCUACGGUCAUAUCGACCUCCUACGUGCUCUAGUCAAAGAAUUCAACGUCGAUGUCAACCUCCUUGAUGAAGAUAACGAGACAUGUCUAUUUGUGGUCGAGGACAGCGACAUUGCGCGCUGCCUAGUCGAGGAACUGGGUGUGGAUGCCAAUAAGAAGAACACCGAAGAUUUUACAGCCGUGGAAAAGUUCGAGACCGAGAAUGAGUUCCCGCAGGUCGCCGCCUACCUCCGCGAAGUUGUUGGGGGUGCUCCUACUCCAACACAUGCUCAAGCUGCCGAAGUUCUGAACUCUCCUGGACCUAUCCCUGGCAGCGAUAUGAGAGUCAACAUUGGUACAAUGACGGAGGAGGAGGCUACUGCUGGUGGUGAACCUGAUCCAGAAUUCAAGAGGCGCAUUGAGGAGCUUGCUACCCGUGAGGAUUAUUACAGCGAGGAGGUGCAAAAUGAGGUGCGCGAGUUGGUCAAGGAUGCCAUGGCCGGGUCAAACAUUGAAGCUAUGGAGCGGGAAAUUCGGAGGAGAACCGAGUAA